This is a messenger RNA of Pistacia vera, 654 nucleotides long. RefSeq lists its product as uncharacterized. Bases 22 to 609 code for a protein of 195 amino acids. The record is from RefSeq and is a predicted model, not a curated record. Lineage: Eukaryota; Viridiplantae; Streptophyta; Magnoliopsida; Sapindales; Anacardiaceae. The transcript has 2 exons.
UUAAAGGAAAAUUUUAUUAAGAUGGCACAAUGUUCAAGCGAGCAAUGGGGGCUCCAACCAGGUGAUCAGAUCGCUAGUAACAGAUUCGUGUUUGUCUACCAUCAUCACGGAAUAUAUGUGGGGGACGGCAUGGUCAUUCAUUUCCUACAACCUGCAAAGAAAAGUAACUCUUCUUCCCCAUGCCAAAAAUGUGGGCACACACCAAGCUUACAUGGUGGGAUCGUCAAAACAUGUCUGGAUUGCUUUCUCGAUGGCCACUCAUUAUAUAUUAUUAACCCGACUGACUGCAAGCCACCCGAUGAGGUUGUGAAGACUGCCACCGAGUUUUUCCAAGGAAUAAGGACCUUUGAUGAAUACAAUUUUGCUUUUAACAAUUGUCAGGACUUUGCCUCCUUUUGUAAAAUAGGUAUAAAGUCAUCUGAGGAAAGAAACAAGGUCGUCAAAACAUUAUUGGUGGGCACCAAGGAGGUCACCAAAGUGAGCGCCACCAUGGUGGGCAUUGGCAUUGCAGGCAUCGCCGCAGCUUCUGUGGUGCAUUCUAUUGUUAAACGGACGCUCGAAAAAGUUGAUGGUAGGAAUGGGAAACCUGGCCCUUCCCCACCCGGUUGACAUCCCUAUGUACAAGUAGGUUUAGGUUUUAAAUUAAUGUUUUAC